Molecule: messenger RNA, 1362 nt
Organism: Anopheles darlingi
Lineage: Eukaryota; Metazoa; Arthropoda; Insecta; Diptera; Culicidae
Gene: Trax
Product: translin-associated protein X
Exons: 2
Coding region: 113-1165 (350 amino acids)
Cellular component (GO): nucleus; cytoplasm
Molecular function (GO): RNA endonuclease activity; sequence-specific DNA binding; RNA binding
Source: RefSeq, a predicted model, not a curated record
GGGUUGUUUUUAAACUUUUUUGAACAAUUUCUUGAUUUCCGUGGUAAAGAUAAAGGUGAUCCUUACUCCUUGUGGAUUAUUCGUGUAAAUCAUUUCACUUGAAUCGAAAAGAAUGAGCCAAAAUCGUGGUAACAGACGAAACUACCACGGUCGUAGCGGUGGCCGUGGUGGAAGUGGUGCAGGAGGAGGAGGAGGAGGAGGCCGCCGUGGAGGCAGAGAUGGGCAAAAUGCCGGUUCCGGGAGUUCCUUGGAUGAGACAAAUCCUAUUAUUCAGAGUUUCCGCGGAUACGCCCGCGAACUCGAUGCGAAGCACGAUCGCCACGAGCGGAUUGUGAAGUGCAGUCGAGACAUAACGAUCGAAAGUAAGCGCAUUAUCUUCCUACUACACACCAUCGAUCCCAGGAAAAACAACGAUGCAAAAGUUUGCGAGGAAGCGAAGCAGCGUCUGGAGAAUCUGUUCCGGAACCAGUUUUUCAUCAUCGCGAAGGAACUACGAGGCCAAGAUGCAUACCAGUACGCUCGAGCGUAUACACACGGUAUGCAGGAGUUUAUUGAGGCCUAUUCCUUCUACGAGUACUCGAGCGGCCAGGAAAUUUCGCACUGGCAGGUAGUGCAGGAAAAAUUAAGUUAUAAACAUGAGGCUACACCACCAGUGAAGCAAGAAACUACCAACGAACCGAACGACUCGACCACAGCGGAAGUAGCCACCACGGCGGAAGUAGCCGAGGGUAGCGAUGGACAAGCGGAAGCGGAAUCCCCGCCAGCGACAACGAACGAAAGCCAGGCUACUCUCGAAAGCGUUUGUUUGCUGCAGCCGCUUGAUUUUGUGCUCGGUUUGGGUGAUUUGAGCGGAGAGAUUAUGCGAAAGUGCAUUAACGGGCUGGGCUCUGGGCAGGUCGAUAGUUGCUUCGGGCAUUGUCGAUUCAUGCAGGAUCUGUACCGCGGAUUUCUGAGCGUGUCAUCGGCCCGCAGCCGUGACUUUACGCACAAAAUGAACACCUUACGCCAGAGUUUGGUGAAGAGCGAAAACGUUUGCUACAAUGUAACGAUGCGCGGUGGUGAGGCGGCAAAGUGGGGUGGUGGUCCAUCGGAUGAAGCAUUCGCAAGCUUCGUAGGAAACUCGAACUUUGAAGCAGCUGAAGAAGAUGAAGGGGUUUACUUUUAAGAAAAAGAUUUCCCACUUUUUGGAUUCCAAUCCAUAGAAUAUUUCAGGAUUCUUUGGGCCAAUAUUCGUCAUUCUCAUUGAUUUUUUUUCUUUAUUUCAAUAAUUGUUCUUCAUGGUUUUGAAUUUCAUUAAGUCACUUCAGGUCGAAAUAAACCGGUACCGGAACUGGCAUACAUUACCGGAAAACAAGAUUUCAU